Molecule: messenger RNA, 1317 nt
Organism: Didymosphaeria variabile
Lineage: Eukaryota; Fungi; Ascomycota; Dothideomycetes; Pleosporales; Didymosphaeriaceae
Exons: 5
Coding region: 1-1317 (438 amino acids)
Molecular function (GO): heme binding; monooxygenase activity; iron ion binding
Source: RefSeq, a predicted model, not a curated record
AUGCUCAAAGAAGGAUACAAACUGACAAAUGGCGGCUUCUACUACGUUCCCGGACCUGACUGCGAUCGGCUCAUGAUCCCUACUAAGUACCUAAAUGAGUUGAAGAAUGCUCCGGAUGAUCAGGCAGAUUUCUUAGGAAGCUUCAGUGAGAUGUUCGAAGGUGAAUACACAACGAUCGGAAAACGCUGGGAUCUCCAUCCCCGAAUCGUAAAGCAGCAGCUAAAUCCAAGUCUGCCGGUCGUAUUGCCACCUGUCGAGGAAGAAAUCGCGAUCGCCGCUGCGCGAGUCAUUCCACUAUGCGAAGACUGGACGCCGGUUCCAGUCGUAUCUACGGUGACUCAGAUCAUCGCUCAAGCUUCUGGUCGAAUGAUUGGAGGAACUCAACUCUCUCGCAAUAUGGAAUGGCUCGAGACCAGCCUCUCAUUCACUCACGCUACGUGGCUUGCAGCGCAACGACUAAAACAGUAUCCGUUCUGGACCAGACCGAUUGUACAGUGGCUCAUUCCUGAGAUGAAAGCCGUGCGACACCACAUAGCAGUGGCACGGAAAUUUAUCAAACCCAUCCUCGCGGAACGUGAACAGCUAUCGGCUAGCGCAAAGAAACCGACCGACCUCAUACAGAUGUUGCACAACGGAGCGCGUGGCGCCGAUCGAGACAGUAACUUCCUAGCUUACACUGGCUUGGUCGUAUCAUUCGCCGCAAUCCACACGAGCGCCAGUGUCCCAGCGCACCUGAUCUUCGAUUUAUGCUCCCGACCUGAAUACAUCGAGCCGUUGAGGAACGAGCUCAAAGAAGUCCUCGCUGCCGACGGAUCUUUCACAAAGGCGAGCCUGGCAAAACUCGUGAAGAUGGAUAGCUUUAUGAAAGAAUCUCAGCGGUUCAAUCCACUAGUGUUUAUGACAUUCGGGCGUGUUAUACGUAAGGACCUCACGCUUCACGAUGGUAUUACGAUUCCUGGGGGGACCAUUAUUGGCGUGCCAUCUCACGCGAUUGCCAAUGAUCCAAGCUUUUGCAAAGACCCGGAAGUCUUUGACGGAUUCCGGUGGAUAAUGCCAGGUGUAAGGGAGCCCGAAGUGCCCGCACCUCCCAGCUUCGUGACUACAAAUCCGUCCAAUCUUGCUUGGGGAUACGGAAAACAUGCUUGCUCAGGGCGGUUCUUCGCCAGCUUCGAGAUUAAAAUGGUGAUGGCACAUAUCCUUCUGAACUAUGAUCUCAAAUUUGAGAAGCGAAGAGUUGAACGGCCGGCUAACAUAGCGUUCGAGCUGCAGAACGCUCCGGAUCCAUCGAUCAAGGUUUUGUUCAAGCGCAGAGCAUAG